AUGGACGUCACCAACCACCCGGCCGCUAUGUGCCAUCGUUUACCUUCCUCCAUCUCGGAUGUGCAGGGAGCUCUGCUCGAACCCCUUGCUGUCUGUCUGCAUGCGAUUAAUCGCUCCAACCCACCAACGGCAGCAGACGUAGCACUUGCUAAGUCCGUCGCGGCUGCGAAUGGUGGCGCCGCCCCAGACAGCGAAACUGCAGUGCUGAUAUUCGGAGCCGGUGCCAUUGGCUUGCUUCUCGCAUCAGCUCUGGCUAUCACGCAGCAUUUUACGACUAUCGUUCUGGCAGAUAUCAACCAGGCAAGACUGGACAUUGCUUCCUCGCUCGCGUUUGGCUGCAUCAAGACAUGCGUUCUUGAUCCUCCCGGUUCCACUGCUACGUCUGCACAGGAAGAAGACCAGGCUGCAAAGGACCUGGCGGCUACUCUACUACGGAGGUUUGGCUUUGGCCAUGGCUUCUCCCGCGUGUUCGAGUGUACGGGUGCACCGGGUUGUGUACGAGCCGGCAUCUAUGCUUCCUCGGCUGGUGGCGUGGUGGUACAAAUCGGAAUGGGUGGCCCCAGCCUUCCAUCCAUUCCAAUGUCUGCCUCGGCUCUGAGAGAGGUUGAUCUGAUAGGUGUCUUCCGGUAUAAUGGACGUUGCUACCCAGCUGCCAUUCAGCUGGCUUCCUCCCCUGUUUUUGGCCAGGUAGCGGACAAAGUCGCUACGCAUACGGUCGAGCUGGGUGAGGAUGACGGACAGAAGGCAUUUAGACUUGCUGCCUCCGACAGAGAUGAUGAUGGUAAAGCAGUGGUGAAGGUUGUUGUUAUCAGCGGGGGAGGGAGUAGCUUCUCGAGUUAA
Messenger RNA from Trichophyton benhamiae CBS 112371, 840 nucleotides. Its product is annotated as alcohol dehydrogenase, zinc-containing. The transcript has a single exon. The record is from RefSeq and is a predicted model, not a curated record. Gene Ontology annotation, molecular function: L-iditol 2-dehydrogenase (NAD+) activity. Gene Ontology annotation, biological process: D-sorbitol catabolic process. The coding region runs from base 1 to 840 and encodes 279 amino acids. NCBI's taxonomy places the organism in Eukaryota, Fungi, Ascomycota, Eurotiomycetes, Onygenales, Arthrodermataceae.